This is a messenger RNA of Onychomys torridus (southern grasshopper mouse), 1493 nucleotides long. Its product is annotated as zinc finger protein 844-like. The transcript has a single exon. Lineage: Eukaryota; Metazoa; Chordata; Mammalia; Rodentia; Cricetidae. The record is from RefSeq and is a predicted model, not a curated record.
AUGAAUGUGAUAAAGCCUUUUCACAACACAGUAGUCUACAAAUACAUAAGAGAACACAUACUGGAGAGAAACCCUACAGAUGUAAUCAGUGUGAUAAAGCCUUUUCACAACACCUUAUUCUCCAAAUACAUAAAAGAAUGCAUACUGGAGAGAAACCCUAUAAAUGUAAUGAGUGUGGUAAAGCCUUUUCACAAUACAGUCAUCUACAAACACAUAAGAGAACACAUACUGGAGAGAAACCCUACAAAUGUAAUGAAUGUGAUAAAGCCUUUUCACAAUGCAUUAUUCUCCAAAUACAUAAAAGGACGCACACUGGAGAGAGACCCUAUGUAUGUAAGCAGUGUGGUAAAGCUUUUUCACAACACAGCAAUCUCCGAACACAUAAAAGAACACAUACUGGAGAGAAAUCCUAUGAAUGCAAUGAAUGUGGAAAAGCCUUUGCACAUCACACGCAUCUUCAAAUACAUAAAAUGACACAUACUGGAGAGAAACCCUAUAAAUGUUAUCAAUGUGAUAAAACCUUUUCACAGCACAGUAAUCUCCGAAUACAUGAAAGAAUACAUACUGGUGAGAAACCCUAUGACUGUAAUCAGUGUUCUAAAGCCUUUGCAUGUCAUAGUGGUCUCCAAAUACAUAAAAGAACACAUACUGGAGAGAAACCUUAUGAAUGUAAUCAAUGUGGUAAAACUUUUGCACAUGACUACAAUCUUCAAAUACAUAAAAGAACACAUUCUGGUGAGAAACCCUACGAGUGAAACCAAUGUGGUAAAACCUUUUCAUGUCACAACCAUCUUCAGAUACAUAAAAGAUCACAUACUGGAGAGAAGCUCUAUGAAUGUGGUAAAGCCUUUGAAAGUCACACUUAGGUUUGAAACUCACAGUCAUCUUCAAAUACAUAAAAGAAAGCACACUGGAAAGAAAUUCUAUGAAUGUAAUCAAUGUGCUAAAGCCUUUGAAAGUCACACUUAUCUUCAAAUAUCUAAAGGAACACAUACUGGAGAGAAACCCUACCAAUGUAAUGAAUGCAAUUAAGUCUUUGCACAUCACUGUAAUAUUCAAAUACAAAAAUGAACACAUUUGGAGAGAAACCCUACAAAUAUAAUCAAUGUGAUAAAGCCUUUGUGUAUGUCAGUAGUCUCUGAACUCUUUAGAAAAAAAUCACAGUGCUGAGAAACCCUAUAAAUGUAGUUAGUACAGAAAAGUUUUACAAUUCAUGGUAGUUUUUAUAUAAGCAUAAAACUUUAAAUGUGUAAUUGGUCUUUUCAAGCCUUUGUGUAUCACAGUGUGUCUUUGAGGACCUGAACAAACUCAUACCAAAGGGAAUCUGUAAAGAAUUUGGGAAUAUCUUUAGCCAACACAUUUAAAUUCAGUUACACAACAUUAUUCUGUAGAAAAGAAUCUGAUAAUAUCAACUAUGUGUUCAAGCAUUAUGAUGUCCCUCUUUAUUUUGUUUGCACCUGCAAAUGGAUUUGGACAAAAGCCCUAUGAAUUUA